CUACGAUAAUCAACAAAUUACUUUCUAUCGUAAACAUGUGCUCGACUUUUGGCGAUUUUUUGGAAAAAUUUCAAAUCGUAGGAAAUUGUUGACGUCGCUAUCGUGGCGUUAAAAUCAUAACACGCGCGUCGGUAUCUCACGUUGGCUGAAAAUUGUUGUUUUUCGCGGGCUUUUCGACGAAUUAAUGGCAUUUUGGUAUCGUUGCAUUAUGCUAAUGAGAUACGAUACAGCGAACCGAUGUCCGCGUUAAUAUUACAUGUCAUAAUCCUUGUGCGUUAAAAAAAUCUCGACUAUUCUGUGUGCAGUUUUAAUAGUAUCGUUGUGAUUUCGCGGGUGCAUUCGUAGAUGCAUCUGGAUCUGUGUGUUUUGUGUGGUAAAAAUUGUAUUGUGAGGGUAAAUUUUCAAAAUAACUGGAUCGCAACGUCAAGUAAACCAAUACGAAAUGUAUUAUUCAAGCAUCAAACCAUUGGAUGGGAAAUUCAAUGAUACUUGAAAGGAAUGACUAACUCAAAAGAAUAUGACAUUGAAAGCGCUAGUACCAGGCACCUGAAAGCCAUCUUUGGGGGAAUGAACCCCUUCUCCGAGAACUUCAACAAUAUUCCUUUACUAUUCAGCAAAAAAUUUGGUCCAGGAAGUAUUGAUUUGGGAAAUGUUGGCAUUUACAUUCCACAUAUAAAUUCCAAAAUACCGAAGCCAGUUUCUAGAAGACGAAUUUUAGUUAAAUCGUUAAAGAUGAUUAUCGUAAUAAUUUUAUUUGUGAUGUUAUUCGUUAACGUGGGAUUCAUUUACAUAUCUGCUCGUCGUUUCAAAGAGCUACCCAAAGAUGAAUUAGAUGAUUAUAUGACCAUUCAUAACCCCAAGAUUUUAUCCAUCGAAGUGAUCUCAAGUCAGUCCAAAGUUUCUGUGAUUGUAGACGGUACUACUAUUCUUGAAGAUAGUCAUAAAACCCAUGGUCGAGGAAUCCAUGUCAUAGUUUUAAAUCAAGCUUCCGGCAGCGUGAUGGCUCAAAGAACGUUCGACACGUAUUCACCUCAUGAAGACGAUGCUAUGACAUUAUUCCUCAAUAUGAUAUCAGAUGGUCGAAUUUUAGUUUUCGCAAUCAAAGAUGAAGGUACUUUUCAAAUGAAACGUCACGCUCGCGAAAUAUUGAAAAAAAUGGGAUCCGAGAAAGCAGCAAUUUUAGGAUGGAGAGAUAUGUGGGCAAUGGUGACCAAAAAGGGUGAUAAAUUGUACGGCGAAUCAUUCAGUAAAAGUGCUGGUUUCAAUACGUGGGGAUCGGCUGUUUUACUCAAGGUGGAAGUUCCUCUAGUUUCAUUCGAAGAAAGCGAAUGUAUUUGGCCUGACGGUGAUGAAUUAGAAAGAAGAAAAACUUUCUGUAAUCAAAUUGAAGGAUAUGGUCAUGUGUGCUCUUGUGAGAAUCCUUCGCCUGUUUCUUUUGACCCUGACCCUAUUAUAGACUCUAGAAUCGCUGAUGUUCCUGUAUCCAUUAUUGCUAGUAAUAGACCUCAGUAUUUAUAUAGAAUGUUGAAAUCAUUAUUAUCAGCCACAGGAGUUAAUUCGUCCAUGGUUACCGUAUUCAUUGAUGGAUUUUUUGAAGAACCGCUUUAUGUUACCAAAUUGUUUGGUAUUCAAGGAGUACAACAUAUGCCAAUUGGUCGAAAGAAUGCUCGAGUUUCCCAACAUUACAAGGCAUCGAUAGCUUCGACUUUCAAACGUUUUCCAAAUUCGAAAUAUAUUAUAAUUUUGGAAGAAGAUUUGGACGUAUCGCCAGACUUUUUUAGUUACUUCAAUCAAACAGUCGACUUGUUAGAAAAUGAUUCCACUUUGUACUGUAUCUCUGCAUGGAAUGAUUUAAGUUACGAGCAUACCAGUCUUGAUCCAAGCAUUUUAUACCGCGUGGAGACAAUGCCAGGUUUAGGAUGGAUGUUGAAAAGAUCUCUUUUUGAAGAAGAACUCGAACCUAAUUGGCCAACCGUUGACAAGUACUGGGAUUGGGAUAUGUGGAUGCGUUCUUCUUCUGUUCGUAAGGACAGGGAAUGUAUUGUACCGGAAGUUUCUCGAACAUAUCAUUUUGGUUCGUUAGGACUGAAUGUGAAUACAUUUUUUCAAGAUAUGUAUUUCAAGAGUCAUUCUUUCAAUGUCCAGAAACAAGUUAAACUAAAAAAUGUUGAUAGUUUAUUGAAACACAAUUACGAAACACUGAUUAGUAAUAUGAUAAAAAAUGGACAAGUGGUCGAUCAUAGCAAAAGUCCUUGUGAAAAAGACUUCAUACCGGAUGUCAAAGAUACAACGUUACUAGUUUACAUCAAGAUGGUGCAUUCGAGAGAUUUUUCCACUUGGUUAGAAAUUGCAAGGUGCUUUAGAAUUUGGGACUUGGACGCUAGAGGAUAUCACAGGAGUAUGUGGAGAUUACGUAUGAAAACCAGCGAAGUCCUUGUGAUUGGUGUUCCUAGUUCGGAUUACUCGCAAUACAAACCAGCUAACGUAACUCCAAUUUACAUGCAAGGAAUGAAAAAUAAACUUCGGCAUUGAAGCAAAUUCAAACUCAUCAAUGAUCCAUUUAUUUACCACCUAUAUUUUAAAAAUUAUUCAAGAUAUGAAUCCAAUUACUAGUCUAUUUGUCAAGUCUCUUCCCACCUUGUUUAUAUAAUUGACAAAGCAAAUGCUCAAUUUUUAUUGCGUAUUAAAUACGCUUACAUUUUUUAUAUGCGCACUUUUUUUUUCAUUCUAUGACGAAUCGAAGCGUUAUUUAGCGGGAUUUCCAGAAUAUUGUUUCAUUAUAACGUUUUAUAUAACUUACUCGCUUGUUUUGGUAAUCCUGCUACGUUGUGGAAAGUCCACGUUUUUACGAAAAGUAUAUUUGAAAUGUCAUUUUAUAAAUUAUUUUGUAGUAUUAUUGUGAUACAUUGUUUUUUGUACCUGUUCUUCCAAAUAAAAUUUUGUCAGUUUUA
Planococcus citri (citrus mealybug) is the source of this 2951-nucleotide messenger RNA. Its product is annotated as protein O-linked-mannose beta-1,2-N-acetylglucosaminyltransferase 1-like. Lineage: Eukaryota; Metazoa; Arthropoda; Insecta; Hemiptera; Pseudococcidae. Bases 499 to 2532 code for a protein of 677 amino acids. Gene Ontology annotation, cellular component: Golgi membrane. Gene Ontology annotation, biological process: protein O-linked glycosylation via N-acetylgalactosamine. Gene Ontology annotation, molecular function: beta-1,3-galactosyl-O-glycosyl-glycoprotein beta-1,3-N-acetylglucosaminyltransferase activity. The transcript has 16 exons. The record is from RefSeq and is a predicted model, not a curated record.